UUCGGCGGUCAGUCAGUUUCGACUAGCUAGUUUGGUGGCACGUAGGAUGUCAGGAUAAAAAUAAGCGCUAGUCGUUAACUCGAUAUAGCUGUGGUAGAACGGUCGUAAGCAGAAGCAAUGGUGACAGACGCACUGAUCCAGCCCUGGCCAUGCUUGUGUGGCACAUUCGUACAUGCGCGUGAUCGGGAACGAGCGCUGUUGCUCGUUAUUGCAGUAUGAUUCACUGAGGUAGGCGAACAGUCCAUCGAGUUCUGACCACAGCGACUGUAGCUUGUACGAUGGGGACGGCAGCAGGCACGCGAAGCGACGACGGCAAAAAGGCCUAACGGGCAGGGCAGAUAAGAAUGACUAAUUCGUUGUGAAUGUAACACUUUUUUACUACUACUACUACUACCGGACGAAACGCAACCACCUGACUGUUAUCGGCCUGACUUUUAGCCCCUACGGAUCGGUGGCGGCAACUGGAUAGAACCCUCACCGCCUCUAAGUGCCUCGGUUUUGACUCAACCUUCAAAGUUGUCCAGUUGACUUCGUUUGUUCGAGCCUAUCUUUUGUUGUUAAGUGUCAAUUCCAGGUUACAUUUCGCUCUUCAAGUUUACCUGAGAAUGAAAAGUUCGUAAGGAAAGCGCAUACAUAAGGAGGCACUAAGUUAGUAAAGAUAAGUAACCUGAACUUGAAGAUAAACUUAAUGAUCGGCGGCACGGCAGAUAAGAAGCGUUAAAAUUUUUCUACUGCCAUAUUUGAAUUUCACAACAACUAUAUGCUGAUAUCGCCUAAUCACUAACAAGUUUAGAACAGUGAUGCAGUAACUUAGGUCUUCUCCAUCCAGUCACUUGAUCGGCGUCUAAUAGCGACUGGCCACCAUUCAAAGUGGAUCAUAACUUUUCCAGUUCAAGGGCUACACAUCGUCCCACAAGCACUUCGAGUAUAAUAACAGACUUGUUCGGUUACGUCCCGGUUACAACGACCGUGUCGGAUGCUAAGCUGUCGGGUGACAGUUCGAUAAAACGGUUACAGAAACCUGAACAGCGCCGAAGCGUUCGCCACUGACUGUUUGCCCUCAUGCUGCCAAUGCGAGACCCGGGCUCGUACCGCUACCGCUGUGUCUCCGUGCUGAUGUUACGCGAGAUCGAUAGUUUUUCUAGUAGAAGACAGCCAGUCUACUAGUGAGAAUAGUAGUAUUAUUCUCAAUCGUAACUGGUAGCGAUGGUGGUUGCUUCUGCAGCAGCGACACGCGCGCCAGCAGCUGCCGGCGCUAUAGUAGCAGCAAUCCAGAGGGCGUGUGAGAAGGCAGUGAUCGCUGUUGAGAGAGGACGAAGUAAAGGAGUACGGGAAAGAAUACGUGUGAAAGAGUUGCCAAACGACUAAUUAACUGAGCGAGUGGAAAGGCACACCGUGGCUGCAGCUGAUACUGUUGUUAUUGUUGUCGCUGUUGUUGUUGGAAGUGCUGUGGAAGAGGAAUUGCACCGAGUGACGCUAACGACAGCAACGGCGACCGAGUUAGGCGCGGUACUGAUACCAGCCCUUCUGCCGUAUGACGCUCUGCCGCGGCCGAGUGGCCGCGCACGCCACGAUGCCAGCCGGUGUUUGCCAACGGGAUGACAGGGAACGGACUUUGUUUGGGGAAGGGUGAAAUGGUGGUAGUGGUAAUUUGUAUGAAGUUAUUGACGUUGUCGGGUAUAGUCGCAAAGUUGCGCGCAACUACAGCAGUGGUUCUGCCGAGGACGUCGAUAACAGCGGCAGAUAACACUGUGACGACGCUCACGAGUUCGCGUCGGUCGCCCCUACGGGCACCAAUGCUACUAGCAGCACAAUCGAUCCCGCCGCUGAAUAUCAUCGUCUUCGUCGUUACCGCUGCCGCCGAUGCUGAAUUCACCGAGGGACAGUCGAGCGAAGUGCAGUAACAGUGAAAUGGGUCUCCCGGCAACUUCAUCGGCAGCCCUGUCAGCGUAGCUCUCAGAUUGCGAGUUUCAUCUGUUAGUUUACAUCUUCAUAGCGGGCAGCACAGUGGAACACAGUGAGGACAUCGAACCAAAGUGAAGUGAUGCGGACGAAUCGAUCUGCGCAUGCAUUCAGUCAGCACAAAUCUGCAGACAGCACUCGAUUGAAGUAAUCACUACACAGUUAUCGAUGCCCGUUUCUUCCGAGACAUCUCACAUGAACGUAAACGAGGUAGUGCUAGUCGUUGUGAACGGCGACAGUAGCAAAUAAGCGCGUCGCCACCCACGUGUAGACAUUUACGAGACGGUAACAACCAUCUGUCAAUGUCAGCCGGUCAAAACAGGGAGUUGCGCGAUUGUUGUGUCGUGUGUUUCGCUUUAAUAACAUAUUUAGCCAUUCUGCUCGAUAAGAUGCUGUCUAAAGACACCUAUUCCUGGUCCUGCACUUUCCUGUAUAUGCACAGAUAAAUAUAAGCAUACUUUGUGGCGAUUUGGGUCGUCAUCUAUAGAAGGGACUUAAUCAUUCGGGAGAAUUAGGAGCAGUUUCUGAUUCUACUGACUGUCAGUGUUGCCGCAAGAAGUGAUAGCUACACAGUUCGAGAGAAGGUUUCCGUAAGCAAACAGAGCUCGAGAUACAACAUGGACCCUAAUCAUCUGAAAGUAUGUGUAUCAGUCUCCUGAGUGAGUUCUGUAUCAACAAAAUACAGUGAAAGCCAUUAUCAACUUUGAGUCUAUAUCUACAUGUUUCAAAUAUAGUCAGUGUUGCCGCCGAAGUAUACUGUAGAAGUCGCCACGAAAUCCACGUCUACGCCUUGCGGGACAGCAGGAUGUGGACUAAAACAUUUGAGGACUAUUUCUUAGUAUUAUGUGUACUGUUUAUCAAUUUCUGUCUCUUCGGUAUAAUUCGAUCAGGCGCGCUGCUUUAUGUCGCUUUGAUAGAGACGUUCGAGUGCUCGCACGAACUCGCCGCAUGGCCUCUGACGUUGGCAGGGUCUUCAAUAUGCCUAAUAGGUCCGAUUGCGGGAUUGCUGGAGAAGAUUAUGUCGAUUCGGGCAAUUGUGACUUGGGGAGUGCUCACUGCUGCCAUUUCAUCUAUUCUAUGCUAUUUUGCUUAUAAUGUGACGAUAUUUAUUCUUCUCAUAGGCGGCCUGUACGGUAUUGGCACCGGGCUAGCUUCCACUUUAACCCCGAUCCUUCUUAAUGAGCGUUUCGAGCCAGAACGCCGUGCCCUGGCGUGUGGUAUUGCAUUCGCCGGUUCUACGUUGGGAUCAUUUGCUUGGCCGUACCUUAUUGAGUAUUUCAUUGAGCAGGUUAACCUUCGAGGAGCAAUGCUUAUUUACGGAGGAUUAAUUCUACACGCUUUACUGGGAUCAAUGCUUCUAAAACGGUCGAAGAAUUCCGUUCCGAAUGAUACGGCACUUGCGAACAAGGGAACGGCGAACACCAUGGACAAGGAAGCUUCUAAAAGAAUAAAUAUUGGUAACGGCGGCAGAAUCGAGGUGCGAGUCGAAAAUGGGCUAGAUAGCUGCACGGAAGCCAAGCUCGCCGUAGUCACGGUCAGUUCUCAGGCUGCAGUCAAAAAGGCCAAUGGAAUACCCUUGAUUACCAAAGAUGCCUACGAUCGCAAGGACCUGAACGCUGGAGCAAAUUCAGUUGUCAGGAUCAAGCAGCCCUCAUUGAUCCGUCGUUUUUUCAGUGAAGCACAAAGGGAAAUCUCUAUAUUAGCGGACCCCUAUUUCCAACUCGUCACAGUAUCGUCUGUAUGCUUUCUUUUCGUCUACGUUACGGUAUUUAUCAUUAUAACGGACUACGCCAUGGAUAACGGCAUAUCUUACGGAAAUGCUAUGCACCUCAUAACAAUAUUUAGCAUUGCGGACCUUCUUGUAAAGCCAGUGCCAGGCUGGCUGACAUGUAAGAACAUUCUUACGAACAGAGACAUUAUGAUUAUUGGCGUUGCUUCAAUGGGCGCCAUUUGUUUCAUUCUACCACAUACAACGUCAUACAUAGGAUUCUCCGUGAUCUCGUUUCUUUACGGCCUACUUACAGGAGGACUAGUGUUCUUGACCCCAAUUCUGAUCACGGAGUUUUUACCGAUAGAGAGGGCCCCAAUUGCGGUUGGAUUGAGUAACUUCUUUGUGGGAAUCACAGGCUUCUUAAGGCCGGCUUUCAUAGGGUAUUUCAAGGACGAAUCGAACAAUUAUCACGGCCUAUUCCACACGAUGGGCGGCGUGUGUUUGGUUUCUGCCAGCCUUUGGAUAUUUGAAUGUGCGAUUCGGAAACGUAGGGAAGGAAUGCGAGGAUACGUUCGGCGUCAAUUUGUCAUCUUAGAGGAAUGUGCCUGAAAUAUGAAGAAUCUCGACUCCUGUACAAGGAUCUCGCUGAGGGCAUUUCACGCUGCACGUACGGGUGCAUUGCAUGCGUGUACGUAAAAAACAAGUGUGUAUACAAAUGCUACCCCUGUGAAAAGUAAUCGACGCAAUGAGUCAUUACAAAACUUUUGCUUACUGAGUAAAUGAUCAGCGCGAUCUAUUAGUUUGAUCGAGAGGAAGUAAAAGCGGAAAAGAGCCGGAAGAAGACCGACGAACCAAGAAGAAACAAAUUAAAUAACCUGUCCUGUUAUAGACAUUUCCCGUUAUAGAAUGAGGCAGGCCGCGUGUCUCAGUUAUGGAUAAACACCCACUGGAAAUAUGUGUGGUGCUACCAACGCUAAAGAUGGAACUUACUUCAACUCGUGUAGUGCCAUUCCGACAUAAGCUGUACUAACACGUCUCCUGCGAAAGAUGUAUAUAACAUAAAGCACACAGUGCUUUUUUCAACUAUAUUAGUACGUAGGUACUUUCUUUAAUAAAUCUGAUAUCUUGAGAAGCUAUGGGAGAGCUCAUUCUACGAAGUUCUACGAAGAUGCUGAUCGCAAACCGAGCCGAGAGCAAACACGAUAGUUCAGUCGUCUCCGCUCACAAAGUUAUGUAGAAGGUAUUAAAAAAUGUUUUUUUAGAAUGAAGUUGUCUAUGUAUUUUUUUAAAUUAAUUUUCUUAUUUGGUUUUCUCUUCUUGUCGAACAAGCUAUAGAAAAUCAAAUAGUGCAUAGUACUUUAGGGGCUCGAAGGAAAAGAGCAAUUUAUCUACAUUAGGAAGCCGUGUUCGAAAUUGGUAUUUGAGGCCAAUGCAGGUGGAAUAUAAACGGCGCUAUUAAACUGAUGAUUAUGCAGUAAGAUUCAUUGUAAGCAUGCUGGCCAAUAAGGAGUUAAUAGGUGCCGCAGAGAUAAUUUUUUUGACAGUUUGAUAUGCAUAUCUACAGUGAGGUACUAUGGUGCAUCUGAACAGAGAAUUCGAAAUUGUACCCACCCAUUUUUCGGUCCACUGCAAAAUACUGAGCUCCGUAUACUCAGUACUAUCCGGUGGCGCUUAGCAAUAACCCCAAUAAUGCUUUGGUUGUUUUGAAAAGAUCCUAAAGCCAAUUUCAAGCCGUAGUUUUGUUUAAUACUAUCUUAUUAUCUGUACAAUAGCCAAUUACAACGCCGCAGUAUUUUCUAGAGUAUUUUCUAAACGUUCAUCAAAAAGAUAUCGUAAGGUUAAAAAAAGUGUAACAACUGGAAAAGCAAGGAGCCAUCAACUAAAACAUGGACUGAAAAGCAGAUUUAAAUAACAAUCGACAAUAAAAAUCAAAAACGCUACGAAGAAGACAAAUACUGUUGAGUAAAUUGAAGACAAGUAAUAAGCGUUACUAAGUAAGCGUUAUGAUACACUUUGUUUGCUUAUAGGGUUACUCUGUUAAUCAUAUCUAAUAUUUCAAUCUAUUUUUCUUUGACUUGAAAAUGUUUUUCAUAUGAUGAAAUCUGUCAAAAGUCGCGUACUUUCAAAAACGUAUUGGCCGUUUUUCUAUUUAGAUGGCUGAAGUCACAUACUUCAGCGUUGUCCUUAUUUGAAAGCUGAAGUUCGACUGUAGUAGAUGCCUAGUAGAAUCGUCGCGAUUCUUGUGAUCGAAAUUAACACAAAACAAUGAGUGCAAUUUCGGCGAAAUUGUGUAUUAGAUAUGUAACUAUAUUAUACAAUUCUAUUAUUACGAGAAGGCCACAAACACUGGAAAGGCUCAUAACAAAUUGCUCUGCGUUAUCGAAAGAAACGGCUUAAAUAGUUCCAUCGGUUUUGUCCUGGAGAUUUGAUGUGGAGGUCGCUCCCUGAUGUGGUAGUUAAUCUACUACAAAAAAAAAAUUGAUGAAGCAGUCGUGAAGGUUAAGAAUGAGCGACACGUAGAUGGCCUUAAUAUCGCGGAAGUACUGUACAAUUUUAAAUUAUCCGAGAAGAACUGGCUAUCAAAAACGUUGAUAUUACACGAAUUAAUGCAGGACACUUUAUCUUCUAUUUGUAAAAUUCAGCAGAAACGCAACGAAAUUGAAGCGUUUCUAGGGUGGCUGGUCACGAGGAAAGGUGGCUAACGUACGACAAUAAUGUGCAAAUAAAAGAAGUACUCGAAAAUUUGUUUCAAUCAAAGAAGGUGAUUGUUUGAUGGAACUGGCAAGGAAGACAAAAUGAUUGAGUCGAACUUUUACUGUUAAUAACUAACGAGAUUACAACAUCCCAGUGAAGAAAUCGACCGAAACUAGUGGGCAAAAAAGGCCAUCGUCCUCUAUUAUAACAAUGUCACAUCACAUACGUUUUUAGCUGGCUAAAAAAAUUGGGAAAUCUUAGAUGGAAAAGUGCACCCGCCGUACUGCACUAUUGUUUACAUCUAUUGACUUUCAAUAAAGGAAUGCUAAAAUCACUUAGGAUAGCUUGUCACCUGGAAGCCGUAAAAGCUUUACAAUAUUGGAAUUAUGCUGUUACCAGAAGAAUGGCAGAAGGUCAUCGAUCGAAAUCGUGUAUAUGUGUGAAAAAAAAAACUGCAAGAACAACAAUUACAUUCUAAACGUAUUACUCCAUGUGUUUAAGGUACCUAAGCAUCUUAUUUAAGAGCCUUAUACACAGCCGACUUCAUGGUACCGAGUGUAUGUAUUUAUACAGGUAACUGUUACUUACUAAUCUGAUUUAGACUUCCUGUUAGCUUGACGGACUCGAACAGGAACCUUCUGACAGGCAGUAUAGUAAAACAUCAUCUUACUGCAAUUGAAGUCUGCAUCUUGAUCUUGAUGUUAAAACGUUUUCUAACUUGAACUAAGUGUAAAUUUUCAAUAAGUACAAUGGCUCUAGUACAAUAAUCCCGUGCUGAAAAAUCACUGUGCACUUAUAAUAAGUGAUAGAAGUUAGAUGUAACGAGGCAUAAUACUAUUUUGGCUAAAUCCAUAUAACAUUUCCUCUAAUUGUAUCAAUGGAUACUGAAUAAUAUUAUCCGUGAAGAAAAAUAAAAAUAUCCGUGAGAUAUAUGUUA
Molecule: messenger RNA, 7304 nt
Organism: Varroa destructor (honeybee mite)
Lineage: Eukaryota; Metazoa; Arthropoda; Arachnida; Mesostigmata; Varroidae
Product: monocarboxylate transporter 12-like
Biological process (GO): transmembrane transport
Cellular component (GO): membrane
Molecular function (GO): monocarboxylic acid transmembrane transporter activity
Source: RefSeq, a predicted model, not a curated record